GGCGGAUCCACCGGGUACAAUGGAGUCGGACGUACAUAGACAUGAGUGGCUUGGAUACUAGAAGACCCGACGCCUUCGAAAGCCGCUAUGAAUAUCGGUAUUAUGAAACUAUGAAAUUCAAGCGAGCGGUGGCGGUGAGACCGACCACAGACUACUUGACUUGAAACAAAAACUAAAAGUGCUGAGUAACUGCCGGGUUCACCUGCUGUGCUGUAACAGCACUGCUGUCUUUUUUUUUUAACAUUGGCUGCUCUUCUGACUGUCCUCUGCAUUUUUUUUUCAAUGUCUUUGUCCGAAAGAGCAGCGACAUAACAACCGUCCGAUAUAUCACCCUCAAUUUAAAGAUAACCGCCGAGGAAAAUGUCAGAGGUCAACAUACCAAAGCGCAAGGAGAAGUGUGAGAACUGCACCAAACAGUGCAACAAGAAAAAGAGUGACGAUGGCGCCGACUCACACCAGGAGAGAGAUGAAGUCAAUGGACAGGUACAUGAAGGAUCCCAGUUGCUGCUGAGUGCCUGUCUGUCCUGCGAUGGCUGUCUAUCAGAAGAGGAGAGCCUGAAGGUCUCUCAGCAGAGCCUGGAGGAAGUGGAGCGGGUUCUGGCCCUCAACAAGAAGUGUGAUACGUCGAAGCACAAGGUGCUGGUAGCGUCGGUGUGUCCACAGUCUCUGCCUUUCUUUGCCGUCAAGUUUGGUCUGGACAUCAACGAGGCCGCCCACAAGCUCUGUGGCUUCCUCAAGAGUUUAGGAGUACAAUAUGUGUUCGACACCACUCUGGCGGCAGGCUUCAGCAUCUUAGAGAGCCAGAAGGAGUUCAUUCAGAGGUUUCGCAGGAGGCACCACGACUCCCACGCCUUGCCCAUGUUCACCUCCUCCUGCCCAGGGUGGAUCCGCUAUUCAGAGCGAGUCCUGGGCAGUCUGGUCACCCCUCACAUCUGCACGGCCAGGUCUCCUCAGCAGAUCAUGGGCUGCCUGGUCAAAGACUACUUCUCUAAACAGCAGAAGCUGAGUCCGGGGAAUGUCUACCACGUGCUGGUGGCUCCCUGCUUCGAUAAAAAGCUGGAGGCUGUCAGAGAGGAGUUUUACAACGGCCUGCUGGAGGCCAGAGACGUGGACUGUGUCCUCACCUCAGGUGAGAUCUAUUACCUGAUGGAGCAGAGGAAGGUUUCAGUGGAGGAGCUGGACUCCGUUCCACUGGACCACGUGCUGGGAGAGGCUGGAGACGCGGCGCUGGUGAGGCACGAGGGCCGAGGUUCUGACGGCUUCCUGGAACACGUCUUCAAACACGCUGCCAAGGAGCUCUUCGGUCUGGACGUCCACGAGAUCACGUACAAGACCCUCAGGAACCGGGACUUCCAGGAAGUGACUCUGGAGCGUGAUGGGGAAACUCUGCUGCAGUUUGCCGCCGUCUACGGUUUCAGGAACAUCCAGACCCUGGUUCACCGAAUGAGAAAGGGACGUGUGCCCUACCAGCUGGUGGAGGUGCUGUCCUGCCCAGGAGGGUGCUUGAGCGGCCGCGGUCAAGCAGAGAGCGACGCCGGAGGCCGGGUGGAUAAAGACCUGGUCCAGCAGAUGGAGGAGGCCUACAGCAGCCUGCCAGUCCGUCUGCCAGAGGUCAACCCCACCCUGCACACCCUCUAUCAAGACUGGCUGCAGGGCCAGGACUCCCCACAGGCCAACAUGCUCCUGCACACCGAGUACAGAAGUCAGAUCCACACACAGCCCCCACACAUGCAGUGGUGAGGAGGAAGGGGGGGUGUUUUGCUUUUUAAGACAUGAUGGAAUAAAUGCUGCUUGAUUCUGAUUCCUCUUGGACCAUCUCAUCAGUCCACCAUGAAGGACAAGUCAAGAACUAUGCUGCACUUUGGACCAGUGAGUCUCAAUGGGUGUAGCUCUUCCAUUAGUCCACAGGGGGGCAGUGUCUGUAUUUAAAAUCGGUGGAUUGCCUGUGCCAAACCUGAGUCAGAGGAGAAAUGAGUCCGGAGUCCAGAAAAAUACACAUUUUUCAGCAGACUGAGGCAGUGAUGCGGAUAAUGGCUCACAAGAAGAUUAUGUACAGGGUCAGCCAGUCACCUGAUCAACCAGCUGCUCUGAGAAAUUAGGAAAGUCUGUAGCAACUGCAACUAAGCAUGUCAAUCUACAGAGCAAUAAGCCACUGAGGAGACGGAUAAGACACUUUUUAGCACGACUGGAACUGAACCUGCGGAUGCUGAAUGUCCAUUUAUGUGUGUUCCAAAUGUAAACCGCCCAAUGUAAACCAUGCUGUUUUACUUUGUGUUGAAGUUGUCUCCACUGUUCAUCACUGAAAGACAAGACGAUGUGUUCUCAAAACACCGUGUUAACUAUGCAACAGUGUGGUCAUCUUAUCUCAACAGUAGAAUGAAAGUAAGACCUAGAGGUUGAAAGGCCUUUUGAUAACACUUAACAACCGUGAGUGUUUGCUUAUGUGUCGCCACUAGCCCAGUUUUUGGUCUAUCCGUCCCAGUGAAGAACCUGGGACGGUACAAGAAGAUUUCAUUUGUAUUGUCACUUUGGUCCCAUUCCACAAUCUAGUGUUUUUAAGUUAUAUGUUGUUUUUUUGUUCCUUGUUUUACAAGAUUAAACAUACAUGUGAAAUUUUAAGCACUAAAAUAUUC
This is a messenger RNA of Anoplopoma fimbria (sablefish), 2633 nucleotides long. It is a transcript of the gene narf, whose product is annotated as nuclear prelamin A recognition factor. Bases 361 to 1740 code for a protein of 459 amino acids. The record is from RefSeq and is a predicted model, not a curated record. Gene Ontology annotation, cellular component: lamin filament. Lineage: Eukaryota; Metazoa; Chordata; Actinopteri; Perciformes; Anoplopomatidae. The transcript is spliced from 12 exons. Gene Ontology annotation, molecular function: lamin binding.